Molecule: messenger RNA, 2778 nt
Organism: Lates calcarifer (barramundi perch)
Lineage: Eukaryota; Metazoa; Chordata; Actinopteri; Centropomidae
Gene: traf2b
Product: Tnf receptor-associated factor 2b
Exons: 11
Coding region: 175-1737 (520 amino acids)
Biological process (GO): positive regulation of JNK cascade; positive regulation of canonical NF-kappaB signal transduction; protein K63-linked ubiquitination
Cellular component (GO): cytoplasmic side of plasma membrane; plasma membrane signaling receptor complex
Molecular function (GO): ubiquitin protein ligase binding; ubiquitin-protein transferase activity; zinc ion binding
Source: RefSeq, a predicted model, not a curated record
CUCCUCUGCUGCCUUUUUAUAAAGAAGUAAGCGCAUACAGCGAAAAUUGUAAACAGCUUACUAAAGGUUGAGUUGUCCUUCUCAUGCGGCAACGGAUAAACUGUUUCGUUUUCUAUCUGUCGACAGAGGCACAGUCAAGACUUCAAGGAUAUAGCACCAGAUUGAUGGAGAAGAAUGGCCCGAAUCUCGUUGGACUGUCCCAACUCUUUACCAGGAAUCCCCCUCAGUGUGCUGUCAGUGCCCAUGGAGAAUAAAUACAAAUGUCAGCAGUGUCUCCAGGUCCUGAGGAGGCCUGUCCAGGCUCAGUGCGGCCACCGCUUCUGUGUACAUUGCUUCAAGCAGCUCACCAGCUCUGGCCCAAAGCCAUGUGAAGCCUGCCGCCAAGAGGAAAUAUAUGAGGAGCCUAUUUCCAUUCUAAACAGUAAUGAAGCAUUUCCAGACAAUGCAGCAGGACGGGAAAUUGCAAGUCUGCCAGCCAGGUGUCUGAAUCAGGGCUGCAAUUGGACAGGCUCAAUAAAAGAGUAUGAGGCUCAGCAUGAAGGUCGCUGUGAAUAUGAGCGGAUACAGUGCGAGGCCUGUCAAACCCUGAUCCUUCGUACAGAGAAGGACCGACAUAAUGAGAGAGAAUGUGAGGCAAGAACGCUCAACUGCAAAUACUGCAAAAUGACCUUCAACUUUAAAGAGAUCAAGGCCCAUGACGAAAUCUGUCUGAAGUUUCCCUUACAAUGCAAGGACUGUGGCAAGAAGAAGAUCCCAAGAGAGAAGUUCAGUGAUCACAGCAAAACCUGCGCCAAGUCCAAGAGCGCCUGUCCAUUCAGUGAAGUGGGCUGCAAAUCUGUGAUAGAGAACGGGAAGCUCAGCGACCAUGAGCACAGCAGCACCAUGGAGCACUUGCGUCUGCUGCUGCCCAUGGUGCUGUCAGUGGCUCGGGCACGUGCAGAGGCUCCUGGUCCCGGGGAGUGGCAGGAGGACUCUGGUCUGGGCCUGUACAGGGCUCCUGAGGAGGGAGUCCCUAUGGGCGUCGGAGCCACGGCCUCCGCGCAGUCUGUGGACCUGGAAAAAAAGGUGAAUGCUUUAGAAAACAUUGUGUGUGUCCUGAACCGGGAGGUGGAGCGCAGUUCAGUCACAUUGGAAGCUUUCUCACAUCAGCAUCGUUUAGACCAAGAAAAGAUUGAAAAUCUGUCAAACAAAGUAAGACAGCUAGAGAGGACGCUGACUAUGAGAGACUUGCAGCUGUCUGAGACUGAACAGCUGGUGCGAGAACUCCAGUUUUGCACCUACGAUGGAAUAUUUGUCUGGAAAAUCAACGACUUCUCACGUCGCAGACAAGACGCUGUGGCUGGUCGGACACCUGCGAUGUUCUCACCUGCAUUUUACUCCAGCAAAUACGGCUACAAAAUGUGUCUGAGGCUGUAUUUGAACGGCGAUGGGACGGGUCGUGGAACGCACCUGUCACUGUUCUUUGUUGUCAUGAGGGGCAAGUGUGAUGCUCUGCUCAAAUGGCCCUUCAGUCAGAAGGUGACUCUAAUGCUCUUGGAUCAGAACAACAGGGAGCACAUUAUCGAUGCUUUCCGCCCUGACGUCACCUCCACCUCCUUCCAGCGGCCCAUCAGUGAGAUGAACAUUGCCAGUGGCUGCCCGCUUUUCUGUCCACUGGCUAAACUGGCUGGCAAGAGCCCCUAUCUCAGAGAUGACAUAAUUUUCAUUAAAGCCAUUGUAGACCUCACAGGCUUAUAAAGUGUAGACUGUGGAAGCUGCACCAAAGUAACAAAAAAGUAAUUAUAAUAAACAAAUAAAUAAUGAUAAUAUAUAGUGACAUAAUGAUAUUUUAUAUAAUGAUAACUAUUAUAUUACAUAAUAUGUGACCAUAAUAUUAUUCAAAUAAAAUUAUAUAGUUAAUCACUAAAUCUAAAUAUGAGUAUUAAAUAUUAUUAUUAUAUAUACUGCAAUAAUCCAGACUAUGCUUUGCAUUGUGUGGUUCCUCACAUCUAUGUCAAACAGUACAAACAUGUAAUGUAAAAUCUUAAUGAAUUAUUGCUUAAGUCAGUGCAAGACAAAAAAUGAUGCACUUUAAAUGAAACAUUAAUUCCACGACUUUAGCCUGUUUGACCUUAACAGAUCUGUGAACCAUAGAUGAAGCAGACCACUGUUUAUCAUGUGUGGGUGACAUAUUAAUCAGUUAUCUAGUCUCAUAGUGCAACACUUAUAUGAAUCAUUUCUUGCCAAAUGAGUAGCUUCUGUAACCCCAGGAGACCAAACAAAGUUAACCUUAAAGCAAACAGUUUUAUAGUUUUAAAAAAACUAUAUCCUGUCUAUACCUGUAAAAUGUUACCCCCCACUGAACAGUGCUGGGAAAAAACUGGCCUUACAUAGACCACCAAUGCAAACCUGGAGUGUAAUCUUUAGAUAAGAAUAGUAAUUUACAAUACUGAAAAACAAACAAACAAACAAACAAACAAAAAACCCCUAACAAAAAACUAAUUGUACCAGUAGUCAUGAAUCUUGAUAUUCAUUAUAUAUGAUAUUCACUUUAUUAUAUUUCCACUACUAUACACUUUGUUGUUUUCUUUGAUUAUACAUCUAUAACAUGCUCAGAAUAAUCAUAUAAUCCUAAAAUUUGAAAUGUAGAAGUUUGAAUCUGUGAAAUUUACCCAGGACAAAUCCACUCUUCCUUGAUGAGCUCCAACAUUAAAAUGCUCUUUAUAUUGUAGUCUGUGUUAACUUCAUUUGUGCAUUUUAAUUUUAAUAAAAUUUUGAAAUGUUUUUUCUCGAACUUAA